UUUUAAAAUAUUCGUAUCGAUUGCAGUGAACGAAGGAAGACAGAAGCGGAAUGAACGAUGCCAAGAACGGGUAUCGAACAUGGAGAGUGCGGAGAGCAGAUGACGGUGCCGACAGGAUCGAGCCCACCGUGAAACUGCUAUGGCUGCUUUUUGGACACUGAUCAUCAUGACCGUCACCAGCAGUAUUGCAGCCGCAGUUUUCACGCCGUUGCCCGACAGGGCCGCAUCGCCGCCCCCUUUGGCCGCGCCUCUUAAUACUGCGCCCGCCCCAGGGCGCAAUCUCACAUUCCAUGUGACAAGGAACAACCGGGGUGACACAUUCGCCAGGAUCUCACCAACUGCUUCCGGAAUGGCAUGCGGUGAAGAGAUCUGCGUGGGUUUGAGCAGUGGCACUGCUACCUACAUGACAACAGCCGGCAGCGGAGAGAGAGGCGCCUCGAUAUCAUCACUGUCCAGCCGUAACGAUGCCGAUGGAGCGUGUUGGUGCCAGUGCCAUCCGCAUCUUCCCGUCUUCAGGGAGGAUUUGCGAAUAUGCGUUGACGAUAUACUCGAAUGUUCGUUGGCACCGUUCACCAGCGGUUCGACUGUCCAGCACAUCCCGUUUGUGAUUUUACCGCUGAAAGGUCAAAUCAUCCAUCCCAGCAGGGAAAUAUCGUUUACAGGACUUCGUAUGCCGGUGUGCGCAAUAACUGGUUCGAAAUACAUGACCGAAAAUGGAUGGACCGAACUGAGAAAUCCCAUCGAUGAUGACGUGCCAUUUAGAUUGUACAGAGACGAAGGAAGAACCUUUUUACAGUGGUAUGGAAGCUCGGAUUUGCGCGGUAAACUAUUUGGAAGAUUGGUAAUUGUCCAUUUGAUGUGCAGAGAAGUGUCGAACCAGAAUCAAAAUGAAAAGCAAGCCAUUUCCAGUCCGUGCAUCGCCUUUCGAAUAGAUGGAUCUCCAUACAAAUACAUUAACAACAUAACCGAGGUGAUUUUCAUCCCUGACGGUGCACAUGCGUCUACGGAAGCAGCCACUUCGACUCACUUGACUGCUACCGAAUAUGUCGCUAUCGGAAUAUGCUCGGUGCUGCUCGGUUUGGUGUACGUAGCGUCCGUGUUCCUGUACCUCCACCUGCGCAGGAAGAACAAACCGCGCGACCUGCAUUCAAUCGCUACCGCGAAAUCAGCCGUUGCCGGAACAGCCGGUGCCGAUUUGAGGGCAAGCGAAGAGGGUGACAACGUUGGUAUGGGAAUGGGAGGUGGAGUAGUCAAGAGCAAUCCUCUAUUGGCUAUCUCCUCUCACUAUUUGCACGCACCCACCGCCAAUAAUAACCCUGCCGUUAACGAUCACAUCUACAGCGACACCAACAGUUCGGACGAUAUGGAAACGCCGCCUGAUAUCAUCAGACAUCAUGAACAUCAGCGGAAGAAACACCAAACAACUUCAGCUCUGGUGCAUUACCAGCUGCAGAUUCAACAAUCGAACAGCCUCGGCAUGCACCGUCCCCGUUCUCACUUUUCGAUGUCCGAAGCGAAUCACGAUUCCACCACGGAAAAGCUGCCCGAGGAAAACGUCUCCAUUGUGGAAACUAUGGAAACGAGAGAAGAACGGCCGGAAAAUAUCCGAGCACUCACUGCCACUACCAGAAGGAAACUAUACUUCAAUCCGGCAUAUUUUGAACCGCAGCUACUUUUGACCCCGCCGCCGGCAGCCGUAGAAUUUCUUUGCAAGAUCCGCGAAGUGAUUUCGAUAGCGAAGGAGAAGAUGGCUCUGAAACGGUUCUCGCCCAGCCUGUUGAACAUCCCCGAAGAGGAGGACGUCGUCGCGUUGGAAGGCGGAGCGAGAACGGGGCGUACCUUCGGAACCGGCAGCGGCGUCAACUCCGUAUCGACCGCCAUCACCAGAGCGAACGUGAAUCUGAAACGAGAGAACAGCCGUCGCAGGACGACGUGCGGAGGGUGUCCGGGAUGCGAGCCGCUACAGAUGGCCGCCAGAGGGCGCAGCGCCGCGCAUGCGAGACACAACGGCGGGGGGAAACUGCCGGAAUUCGCGGCGCUGCCCGCGUGCCAGAACUGUCAGAUAUUGCCCAUCGAUAACAAGCAGACGAUCAUUAGAAAGUGGUUGGAGGACAUUCCUGCAACGCGGAACGUGGGCGACACCGCGAGUGCUCCGAACAGCACGAUGAGCGGCGGUGAAUCCCCCAGAAGGUUGAGGUCUCCGGCGAGGUCGCUGCCGCCGUACCAUGAACGUGCGACGUCUGAUCGGCGCGAUCUUAGAUCGGUUAUCGGUAGCGGUGGCGCUGAUUCGGCUGAACGACCACAUCGCCUCAUCACCUCAAUGGCGAACGAUCGGAUUUCGACAAAACCGAAAAGAAAAACCAGAAAAUCGCACCAUCCUCCACCGCCUCCUGUACCUGUUCCCGUUGCUGUUGUUGCUGCCAACAAGCAAAAUCAACACAAUGAGACAAGAAUAAUGAACCUGCCACCACCAGACAUGAUUCAAGAGGCAAUGGAAGUGGACCGAACCGAAAGAGUUUCCUUAACUCAGAAGCAGCAGGAGGAGAUUAUCAAAGGUCUAACGUUCCAUCAAAACCUUGUGUUACGGGAUAACAUCGGAAAACCGCAGCAUCUGAAGAGCAAGUUUGAAAAUUACGUUGAUUACGAGACCGACAGUCUCGAAAGGAUUGCUAGGAAAGCGGUGUUGUCGGAAUACGGCAGCAACGGGCGAGGCUUGGAAUCGACCGUCGCCGUAUCCGAAUCGUCGUCUUCGCAAGCAUCGCCUUCGUUGAGCGGCGGCGGUGGCGUCGUCGGCGGCGGUACCGCGACGCUUCCGGACCACGAAGAAAUGACGAUGCGUAAUGCGAUUUUCAACACGCGCACCGGACAUCAAACCAUUUCCAAGAUCAACGUACACGAAAAUAGCGCCGAACGAAUAGCUGCCGACCAUCAGGACUACCAAGUGAUUAUCACCAGAAGAGGUUUCUUCGAUAAAAAUAUCAACGGAUCUCUUCAGGUGAGGAACGGAAACGGCGGAAGCGAAUACAGCCUGGUAAGCGAAGUGUAUGUGAACAACGGAUACAAUUAUGGCAGCGCACCGUCUUCGCCAGGAUCAUCAUCGCCAUCAUCGACCAUGGACAGGCGUGCGCUUCAUGGAAAUCUUAAACUCAAAUACGAGAAGGACGAAAGUAAGCCGGGAGGCAAAUUGCUGAUCGAGGUGGAGGAUUGCGCGGAUCAUUACAUUCCCGUGUGCGAAUCGGACGGUUUCGAGCCGGACACGUUGGACCGGAAACCGACUGCGACGCCUGCCAAAUAUAACGAGUUCUCGCUGCCGCCGUUGCCGUUGCCUCCAGAUGGCGCUGACGUCGAUUCCGCAAAUGCACCGCCGGCGCCGUCCAAGGACAGGCCUGCGCAGAUACUGCUCAGGACUACGGGCAGUUUCAGGAGCGAUGCAUUAGCCGAGAAUAACGAAAAACUACAUUCCGGGAAUUUUACAAGGGUGUUCGGUAGUUUGAGGGAUAUCUACGAAGCGAAAAUGAAAGGCACCUGUAAACAGCAGCAGCAGCAGCAAGAAGACGAGACAUCGACGAAACAAACGACGGGCAUGUUGUACAAUUUCAUAGAUGGUUUCGUCGAGAGCGUUGGUGAUGAAAAAGGUAGAAUUCUAACCUUAGAGGAGAGACAUUCGAAAAGGCAAAGGGCGAAACAUACUCUCGUCCAACCGGAUGUUAUCCCGCCGCCUCUCGCGCCCUCGUCCCCGGAUGUCUCUUACGCGAAUUCCACGACAUGUAAUGGAACGCAAGAUUCGUCGAUGGUAUCGAGAUCGAUUCCAAAAAACGGCAAUUGCAGGAGUGCUGCGAACAACAGAUGCAUCGGCAGCAACGAUGGUAACAGCGAGAAGAACGCAGGCAGCGGCACUCCUGCAACUGGUGCAUCAUCGUCACUAGCAGAUUUCGAGCUGUGUCUGUUGCAACGACGCCACCGCCCGAAAACUGACGGAAAUGUUGCUGUUCGUCAGGAUACCACCCACGAUUCUAUCGACAAUGCAAUGGACGUCAUACUUACCAAGCAAAACGAUGACGAAUACGUACUGCACCUCUGCCAGGUUUCGAUGGCUCUGUCAAAGAACCGAAACGGGCGCAGCGAUGCGGCUAGAAGGGCGAUAAGGAUAGGAGCAUCGACGGAAUUUGCGAAAAUGACGGCAGCGGGAAGUAAGGAGGAUUCCGGGUAUCUCAGCGGAGGUGAAGAAAUCGCAACGGCAGCCGGUGAGGAAAAGGGUGAUGCGGCACAGACGUGCGGCGGCGUAUCGUGGCGGCGGACCAGCUGUUCGAUUAGCGAAGAAGACACCGAAGGGAGUUUCGAAGAUGACGGCUGCACCAGCGAAUCGGGUGCCGAGAGUAUCGAAACUCACUCGGUGUUCUUUGAUAAGAUCGCCACCGGCGAAUCUGCAGCUGCACUUGCCAAGCCGGCGAACGACAAAGACGGCGACGACGAGACACGCAACGUCUGUUGCGCCGCACGUGUUUGUAAAUAAACAGUCGCAUUUUACAUACGUUUGGUUUAUCUGAAGUCACUUGAAUAGCAUAAAAACCUUUGGUCGGUGCGUCCUUUGUAAUUUCAUGACGUAUCAUAGGCGUGCGGUCAUUUAUUUAGAACGAUAAUAAUAAUGUUUUUAUAUCACAAUGAAUGGAUUUUACUAUCUUCUUAUUUUUUUGAUUUGGGAUAAAAAAUACUUAUA
Molecule: messenger RNA, 4717 nt
Organism: Acanthoscelides obtectus
Lineage: Eukaryota; Metazoa; Arthropoda; Insecta; Coleoptera; Chrysomelidae
Source: the annotation of a GenBank genome assembly